This is a messenger RNA of Miscanthus lutarioriparius, 855 nucleotides long. The record is from the annotation of a GenBank genome assembly. NCBI's taxonomy places the organism in Eukaryota, Viridiplantae, Streptophyta, Magnoliopsida, Poales, Poaceae.
AUGUCGACGAUCCUCGACCUCCCACCGGAGAUCCUGGAGGACAUCUUCCUCCGCCUCGACGAUGCGGCUGACGUCGCCCGGGCCUCCGCUGCCUGCAAAUCCCACCGCAGCGUCGUCUUCAACCGCCAGUUCCUCCGCAGGUACCGUUUCCUGCAUCCUCCGCCCGUCCUCGGAUUCCUCCUGGAGUCCAUGGGGAACGCAGGAUUCCUCCACGCCGAGGAGCCGCACAAGUCUGCCCCUGCCGCUAGCUCCCUCGCGCAGGCGGUAGACUUCACCUUCUCCUUCCUUCCCACGGAUCCCAACGCCAACUACGGCAGCAGAAGCUGGCGCGUCUGUGACGCCCGCGAUGGCCGUGUCCUGCUCUCCCGUCGCAGCGCCACCUUCCUUGACCUCGUGAUCUGCGACCCCUUGUACUGCCGGUACGACGACAUCCCGCCUAUCCCCGAAGAUCUGUGGGCCAAGCGCUACAGUACUAAGAUGAAAUCCGAGCCCUUCCUCCUGCCAGCUCGGGAGGAGGAAGACGAGUCCCAGUUCCGAGUGAUCUACAACUGGGUGUGCAGAUACAAGAUCAUCACCUUCCUCUUCAACUCAGACACUAGAAAAUGGAGUGUGGCUACGUCUUUCAGCUUGUUAUUACCCGACAGGCUGAUUUAUGAUCCUAUGGAUUUUCUGCGCCACUAUGUUGGCUGCUGCUUCUACUGGGUGCAUCAUCGUGUGUCAAACUAUAUGAUUGUGCUUGACCCGCUUGAGAUGGAAUUCUCCAUCACCGGUCUCCCUUAUGGGACAGAUGAUGAUAUGCUAGGGCUGGCCGUUGUUGAUGCAGGGGUGAACAGGCUUGGCAUCAUAGGUCUUUAA